AUGUCGGCUGCGGGCGGAUGGACGGUCACGGGACACGGCGUCGCUGCGUCCCCGCCCCUCCCAACGCGGGCUCGGCACCGCCUCCUCGACUCUGGCCUGCUCCCUGGUGGCACGGCUUUCACCUCGCGGCCUCCGUGGCUUCAGGAUACUACACGCCAACAUACCAGCAGCCUGUUGCCUUUUGCCCUCCCGACCUUGAAGAAAUGUGAUCGCCGGCACCUCUCAGCGAGUCCCCCACACCAGGACGGUUGGGAGAAGGUCACCGCGAUGGUUGUACAUUUGAACAGACCGGGACACCGUGCUGCAGCGAGGGGAGGCGGCUCCUGCCCUGCCUUGCGCGAUAGGCCUGAGUUGGGGGGCUCAGAGCUGCGGGUCGAGCGUUCAGCAGGGGGCGCUGCUCCGGGCGCUGGGCGGGGGUGGGGUGGGAGAGGAGGGGGGCAGCGGCUUGCUGCGCACACUUCCCCCGUUAUUAAACACUAUGUUCAAAAGGCGUCGGGGGACUUCCCGGAGCCACGGAGCCCGUGUCGCGCGACCGAACGGCGCACGGAGCCCAUGGACCUGAAUGCCUGCCGUCCCAGAGACGGGCUAGAAGCUGCUCCGAGCGGCGGGGGCAGGACCAGCCUGGAGCCCCGGGGGAGGCGGCGGCCGGCGGACCCUCUCCCGGCUCCGGGCCCUUCUGCUCACCAGACCGCCGCAGGAACGGCUCGGUGGUGCAGCACCAUUGAUGAUGUCGCUUUACCGGAGCCUGGCUGGGAGGGCUCCGGCCACCGCAGCCUCGGGGCACCACCUCGCGGACUCCAUCACCGGCUUCAUAGACCAAGCGCCUCAAGGAACUUUUCAAGUUGGUGGCUGUGGGACCACCAGGAACAGCCAAGAAACAAGGAAAGCUCACCGUGGAUUUAGAAGAACCUAUCGCUAAGCUGGGCCUUCCUUUCCAUUCCGCUGAAGGGACAGGGUGGCGUGGAGGGGAGGAGGUCUUUGCCAUGGUGAAGCUGUGUUCCCUUUCUGGCCUAGUCUCCGGGCCAAUUUGCACUGGACACUGGGGUUAGUGAGGAUGUCUAGUAGGCUGGGUUGGGAGAAGAGAAGGAACCAAAGGGGAAAAUGUUUUUUAGAAAUGAGAAUUUUUCCGUUUUGCACAGCCAGGGGUCUCGCAGCUCUCUGGGGGGCGCUCAGCCCAGCACUAAGGGGCAAUUGUCCUACAGAACAAGCAUCCGAGAAAGUGCACGCCUUAUGUUGUGCCCACUUGGCUUUCAGGUCACCCCUGACCAGAAGUCUGACCUACCCUUUAGGCACAGGCAAGGCGCUGGAGCAGGCAGCUGAAUUGAAGAGGCCUUACGGUUUCUGGUACGGGGGUGCGGUGGUGUGUUCUUGGCCCCCACAGCUCAACGAUUAGGUGUGUAUCUGUGGUCACAGCGAAGGCCUAAGAACUAAAGCUUUAGGUGGAGAAAGACAAGAAAGAACUGGCUGCACUCGUUCUGAACCACUGCCUGCUUCUAUGGGCCUUCCUGGGAUGUUAUGUAUCAAGCACAGAAAAGCCAAACCAAGCUGUCCCCAUGGCUGCGUGUACUGGCUCUACUCUCAAUCAGCGCUUUCUGUUUCUGUCCUUCCCAAGAGCUGAGUGUGGAUCUGCGACCCUUCUUCCGCUGCUGCUCCUGCUGCUGUCCACAUGCCCCGAUGCGACAUCUCACCUACUGAACACAUCUCACCUACUGAACCCGCUGUCCCUGCAACACUGGGCUUCGGCUGGCCAGGCGACAGGCGUGCACUGUUGGUGAUCUCCUCCCGCACACAGAGUGUUCCAAGGUAGUUGCUGAUUCUUGAACCUGCUUAUGGCUUGAUGCUGUGUAAGUAGGCCGAGUGGGCAGUGGAAGGCGGCACAUAGUGAGUGGCCCACAGCUUAAAAAGUAAUUUAAACCUGAUUCUGAUACUGUUAUUUUAAGGAAAUGGCAAAACUCGAAGCAGUGGUAAUGCCAUCAAGGCUCAAGUCCAUGCUGUUCCCACCCCGGCUAAAGACAGAAUUAAUUAGUUUCAGGGAAGUCACUUUCAUUUUGCAGUGACACCCACUGUUCCUCAGCUUGGCUCCUAAGAAGAUUGGGCAGGAGAGGUUUUGAAAACUGAAAUCUCCUUGUUGGCAGUCUUCCAGCUUGGAUUUGGCCAGAACAGAGCUCCAAGGCUUGCAGGCUGCUGUAGUUGAGCAUCUGCCUGCUGCCCAGCCUGGCCACUUGGGCGGCUCUUGAUGACAUUAUGUGUAGUCGGAGGAAGGUUUUUCCAUUCCCGCCAAGGCUCUGCAAUCCCAUGGCCUGCUUAUAAAAUAAUCACUCAGAAGCUUAUAUUAAUUAUAA
Molecule: messenger RNA, 2342 nt
Organism: Onychomys torridus (southern grasshopper mouse)
Lineage: Eukaryota; Metazoa; Chordata; Mammalia; Rodentia; Cricetidae
Exons: 4
Coding region: 1-903 (300 amino acids)
Source: RefSeq, a predicted model, not a curated record